This is a messenger RNA of Panicum virgatum (switchgrass), 528 nucleotides long. RefSeq lists its product as uncharacterized. NCBI's taxonomy places the organism in Eukaryota, Viridiplantae, Streptophyta, Magnoliopsida, Poales, Poaceae. The coding region runs from base 1 to 528 and encodes 175 amino acids. The record is from RefSeq and is a predicted model, not a curated record. The transcript has a single exon.
AUGGGCUUCGACAUGACCAAGCUGGUUCCUUCAGACCAGGCCUUCUAUGGCAUCAUCCCGGGUACGGGCUCAACUCUGGUUGGCAAGGUCACCCUCCCUGUCACGGGUACCAGGGACAACUACUGCACGGAGUCCAUCAUCUUCGAGGUGGCCCCGUUCGAGACUUUCUACCACGCUAUACUAGGGAGACCAGCUCUCGCCAAGUUCAUGGCGAUUCCCAACCACACAUAUCUUCUCUUGAAGAUGCCGGCUCCAAACGGAGUCCUUUCCAUCCGUGGCGACAUCCAAACAUCUCACUCCUAUGAGACGGAGAACAUCAACACCGCCGAGGCCCUGGAGAGAAGUAACAACCAGGCCAUGGUCGCUCAGGCGGCAAAGGCACUCACAAUGGACCAGCUCCAGAAGCCAUCCAACAACUCGGCGCCAGAGUCCCAGCUGCACCCCAAUAGCCAGACAAAGGCGAUCGUCCUCAGCGACAACCACCCCGACAAGACUGCCUUGAUCGGGGCCGACCUCGACUCUGCAUAG